Messenger RNA from Sphaerodactylus townsendi, 3170 nucleotides. RefSeq names its product electron transfer flavoprotein subunit beta lysine methyltransferase (gene ETFBKMT). The record is from RefSeq and is a predicted model, not a curated record. The transcript has 4 exons. Bases 616 to 1410 code for a protein of 264 amino acids. Gene Ontology annotation, cellular component: mitochondrial matrix. Gene Ontology annotation, biological process: peptidyl-lysine trimethylation. Gene Ontology annotation, molecular function: protein-lysine N-methyltransferase activity. Lineage: Eukaryota; Metazoa; Chordata; Lepidosauria; Squamata; Sphaerodactylidae.
UGCGCGAGCAGCGAGGAAGUAUUUAGGGAGGCGGGUUUGUUAGGUAGAGUUUAAAAACGUAAUGAUCUGCAAAAGAGCUUCCUAUUCAAGCAGUUCCAGUAUAUUAACCCAGGUAGAAGGUUUUAGGGAUUUACAGCUGCAAAUAUACUGUAUGCUGUAGUUACUGUUACUGCGGUUGUUAACUGAGAAAAAUGUGCAGUCUUUUGAAUCUGAUUCUAUUGUGUUUCUAUUCUCAGAUUGAUCAGACGCGAACUGGCUGCUUCGCUAAAGUCUUGCUCGGGAUGGAUGCGGUUAGAUGUGGUUGUUUUUUUGAAAAGGGCUUUUCUUUUUAGUAAGAGCAUGGUGCUAAAUCCUGAUCCACUGUUUUGUGCUAUGAGUCAUCACCAUUCAUUCUGUGCUAAGUAAUGCAUUUUAUGAUAGCAUAAAGAGUUCCUAGACGGCGAUCCAAUAAAGAAAACACUUAGGUCGUGUUAGCAGUUAGAGUUAAGGGUUUUUUUUUUAACUUUUCAAAAAGUAUCAUUUACCUGCAUUUCUUCAAGGAGCUCAGGGUAAUAUAUAGAGCCUCAUUUCUAAUGCUCUGAACAAAAGCUGGAAAGGAAGUUCCCAAGAAAGAACAUGAUUUCCUGGGGGUGGAGAUCGCAGAUACACUGGUGCAGUAAAUAUGUCUUCGGCAACAUAUCAGGGCAGAAGAAUCGAAGCCUCCGUUCACUUUCAAGGUGCUGCCAUCAGAAGACUUCAGGGAGCUGCCUCGAUCCAGAGAUAAGGACGUUUCUGGAAGAGAACACUGAAAUCAUCAGCUGUGGGAAUCUGACACCAGAAAUAAGGUUACGGCUUCUGACCCCUCGCUGCCGAUUCUGGAAGGAAAAAGCUGCCUUGUGGCCAUAUAAAGACCCCUAUUGGGCGAUCUACUGGCCUGGAGGUCAAGGACUAUCCAGAUACCUUCUUGAUAAUCCCAGCGUGGUCCGAACGAAGAGUGUUUUAGAUCUUGGAAGUGGCUGUGGGGCAACAGCAAUAGCAGCUGUGAUGAGCGGCGCCACGGAGGUCGUUGCCAACGACGUCGACCCUAUUGCAGGAGCUGCCUUAAUGCUGAACUGUGAAUUGAACAACCUGCAUCCCUUCCCUUUCUUGACGGGCAACCUGAUUGGGUCGGAUGUCUGUAAGUGGGACGUCGUUGUCCUAGGGGACAUGUUCUACAGUGAAGAACUUGCAAACAGUCUUCAUCAGUGGUUGAAGAAAUGUAUUUGCGCACAUGGGACCAAAGUGCUGAUUGGGGACCCUGGAAGACCUCACUUUGUGAGUCACCAGAUUCAGAGUCAGUUGCACAAAAUCACCGAGUAUGCUCUCCCAGAGUCCACCCAGCAAGAAAACUAUGGUUCAGCCAGCACCCUAGUAUGGAAUUACCGGCCUUGACUCUCAGUGGCCUUUAAACUUUAAAAUGCUGGAUUACAUUGUGUGACUGAAAACACUUUGCUGUUUCUGGCCCAUCCAAAUUGUGGCUGAAGCCCAUAAAUAAUUGUUCUGCGAAGACUCACCGGAAGAGCUUGUUCACACAAAGUGGGACAAAAGUAAUAAAAAUAUUUUUCUUAUAAUUCCCAUAUACCUUAGUGGAAACAAACUUGUGUGCGUGCCAAUAGGAGGCUGAUGUUUCUCCAGAACCUAGUGAAAAAUGGUUAAAUCCUUAGCUGCCUCAAGAUGACAGUGCUCUUCUGGUCCAGUCUACCCAUGAUGGGUAGAUGUCUACCCAUCCCACCUUUAUUCCAUCACAGUGUUAUGGAAAAAUAUUCUCAAAUAAGAUCUCUAAACAAGGCGGUCAGCAGCAAGCUGUUUAUUGAAUACACGACUACAGGCGUGGAGAAAGGGCACCUAGGGUGCGGUCUCUCAAGUCUGUGUCACAGCACAGCUUAUUUAAGACAUCCUAUACCGUCCCUCUUGUCUAAUCCUGGAUUGACACGGCGGGCUCACAAUCUCUUUUCCCUUACAUAGUACUUUCAAAGAAUUUUAGUUUUAGCUGAAUCAUCUCUUAAGACAUAUAUUGCAAACACACUUGAUUUUAGCUAUAAUAAUCACCAUAGGUGGCACUUUCCUGUUAUUGCAUUAGUUGCUGAUGUUAGCCGUUAUACUUAUUUCCCCAUAUCCUAUUUCCUUUCAUUAUGUCUUAUGUUCUACUUCCUCCUUAUUUCAUAACUGCUGUGGGUCAGCAACUUGUUAUAUUUCUUUAACAACCGAAUCCAAACCUUUGUAUAAGAAUUCUAAGAAAAUCUCUCAUCCAAGCACUGAUGGGGCCUCCUUGCCUUCAGUAAAGCGUUUCCAUCUUGAGCCUCCAAGCUGUAUCUUGGGGUGACAUGAAUAAUCUUUUGCUUCAGAGACUUUUCUUACAAAAGGAAUUUUGAUUGGGGAUCACAGAUGUUAAGGUCCAGCCCCUAAGUCUUAAACAGUUUGCAAUCUGAGUACAUUAUGGAUUGCAUUUACUGCCUAUAUUUCACAUUACAAAAUAUACAGGCUCAUCUGAGUUAUGUGUGCAUCAGGUAUGCAACAAUGAUGCUGAAGUUGGUUCCAAGUUCUUUAUUCACAUUUCCAAGGUCCUUAUUCGUGAACCCAAUCCCAAAUAUGGAGUAUAAUUUAAGAGCUUUGAACCCCAAAAUAAAGUUCGGACCACCAUACAUGAUAAACCCCCACAUGCUGGUUGCUCUGCCCACCAAGUGGAUUUAUGCUCUUUCCGGGUCCAAAACUCCGUUCUUGGGACUACUAUAUUUCUCAGAAAAACUUGGAGAGUCAGGGCAAGAAGAUUAAAGGAGAGAAAAAUUAAAAAUAAAAUAAGUGAAAGGAAGAUAAGAACAAACAAUAACUGGGAUAAUUCCCACUGAACUUGACCUGGAACGUUAAUUUAUUAGACGGAGUCAAUUAAGGGGGAGGAAGGGAACAACUUAAAGCAAACAACCAAGAAAUUUAAAUGAGGGUGAAAACGAACCCUUGAGAAGGGGAAAUAUAUUAGCUGCUUGUUUAUUUGUUAUAACAUAUGUUAAGUACAUGGGUCAACAUUUGACCAAAAGUGAAGGUCAAAAGUUAAUUUUUAUAGACAAAAACGGACUAUGUUGGAUUCCUAAGUGUUGAAAUGACUGAAUGUAAUAUGUAAAAUGUUUUAAAAUAAAAACCAUUUUUCCAGAACAAAA